AUGGCGUGUCUUCGUGCUUCCUCCUGUGAAGUAUGUAGUUCCGCAGCUGGCUUCAGGCAGCAAGGAGAUGGCAUGUCUGUUGCAUGCGGAGGGAAUCGACACCCUCCCGAAGUGUUCGACCUUCGAACAGAUGAAUCAAGUCAAGAAAGUCUUAGUUCUACAGCAGCGACUCCUGAGAUCUAUGAGCUGGAGUGGCAUCACAGAGACAGCGGAAAUGGAGUGGUAUCUGCAGCAGCCGAGCAAAAAGGCAUGUCUGUCGUAGUCAAGCUGCCUGUUGUUUCCCAGAAUGCCGAAAUUGAGGAGAAUUUGCUGCAGUCUCAGGUGACCAGUAGCUUGUUGAGAAGCAUUAACAUGCUAACAACCGACACUGUGAGCCUCGACGCUUUUCUCGAGUUCCCUCAAGCUUUCCGAAAUAUGGUUAACCUCACCAUCAUUCAAUACGAAGGACUGCAGUUGGAGGCUCACCGGCUUGAUUCUCUGGGGUACCUUCCAUCCCUAAAACAGUUGCACUUGAAAAACUGUGGCCUACAGAACUUGGAUUUUCUAAUUGCGUUUGUUGGCGGCGCACCUCUGGAAGAUAUUGAUGUUGCCUGUAACGCUAUUAGUGCGCUCCCGCCUAGGACAGCCUUCACACAAGUCAACCAUCCACAUAGAAUCAAGCAAUCACAAAGCCAGGUCACUGCAACGAAGUGCCCUCAGAAACAAAGCGGAGCGUUUCCUCUAUCGCUGCGUACUCUCGACCUCUCCGGCAACGCGAUUGAGGACGUGAGCUCACUAGAGGCAUUAGCCGCGUUCCCCAGUCUUGAAGUUCUGCGACUUUUUGGGAACAAGUUGAACAAAGACCUCGCCUUUAACACUUCGUUCAUAAGCUUGCUGAUGAGCUGCCCGCUGCUUCAGCACUCUGUUUGUGACGGGCUCACUUACGUCAGCUGCCCAGACACAAACCAGUCGUUUCUGACCAGAAACAACGCGCAUUUUUGUAAAGACUCGAAGUCACCUAGAUACAAAGCUGGUGUCGGUCUACCAAAUGAGCACUCAGCGACUCUCGAGAACGCAGCAUGCGACAAAGAACGCAAGGACGAGCAAGAGCCUGCUGCCGACAUUCCCUGUGAUGCGAUCACAGCUUCAGGCGCUCAAAAGAUUUCGACUGGAACCGACGCACAAGGAAACAGCAAAAGCCAUCUCGUGAAAAACGAGCACCCAGAGUGUGACGUCCAUGCGGUAGCGCAGCGACGGAUCGUCACUCACCAACCCGAGCAGAGAGAUACCAGAACUUGUUUUGGCCUGGGUUUGGACAGUAGGCUCGAUACUCGAGAAUUGGACUCUUCGGCGCAGCACGAGCAACUUCUUCGGCGAUCGUCUACAGCUGGUCAGCUCAGUGUUGCGAUUACCUCAGAGAUGUGUGACUGCCCUCAAGCGGAUCUUGAGAUCAUAAAGAAGUCCAAGUUUGACCGAGGCCAGCACUUUCGUAACAGUAUUGUCGAAAGCGGCUCAAGUGAAGCGAAGAGGAGAUCUGUGUCUGAGGGGAGCAGAAACCUUCCACCGAGCCAAGACGUAGACCAACACCGUACCCGGAUGAGCACACGUUCAGCUGUCGAGCGUCGCCCCUGUAGGUGGCCACCGCCGGUAUCUACCAGCUCGUUCCUAAGGUUUUUCGAGGAGAAAGAGAGGAUGGCAUACGUCUUGCGAUCUGAUAUCCCAGCCCUUCUCGGUAUGUUCCACAAUAGCAAAGUCACCGAGGCCACUCUUCGUUCUCAGCAGCGACAGUGUUACUUAGCUACACAACAAAAAGACAUCCAGGCAAACGCUCAUUUCAACAGGUGCAAAGAGCACCUCGCCAGGCUGCAGAGAGCUAGGCGAGCCUUCAUUUCUGGACUUUACCGCCUUAGUCAAACCCCCGGAGCUGCUAACCUCUAUGAACGGACGGCGACAGCUAUUGCGCAACUGGAAAGCCUCCGGCAGAGCCUACCAGCCGUUAGCAUUCCUGGGGCCACCGAACACGCCAUCCUUAUUUUGCAGGCACUUUUACGUCUUUGGCAACUCGAACAGCUCCUCAUUAGUCGUUUUCUCACUGAAGCACAACAGUAUCUGCGGUGCUUGGCACACCUGACAAAAGGACACAGAGAACUUCGAUCAUUUGACGCUGCGUGCUCCGCCACGGUGGCAGUUCAAGAGUACAUUCAAGCCUUGCUUCCAAGGCAAGGUGGCUCCACCUCAUCCUGGACGGCCGGGAGUUCAAGAAAUCACCAAACAGAAGACGCACAGCCCUGUAAGACGACAUGUGUGGGUAGAGUGGAGACCGAAAGUGAGGGGGUGGCUCCAGUCGACUAUACGUUUCAGCCAGGUCCCAGUUGGCCUGAAAACGAAACAAAACACGGAUCUCCGUGCUCUUCGUCAGUUUCGGCUCGUGAUGCCACGGAAGCUGUUAGACAAACCAGUUUUAGGAGGAGUGGGUCUGCAGUGGCAUAUGGUGGAUCUCGUGUUCCCUGUUCAUGGACAAGCCAACAACGUGGCUCUUCUUACUCCGGACGAACGUCGUUUCGCCUCCACGUGGACAGUGGCGGCGAGCACUGCUUCAAGGAUUCCCAUCCUCAGACAGAAACGAUCAAGUGUUUGCAUCUUCAGGGUACCAUGGAAAUGGGCGCAAGUGAGGCCCGUCCGCAGCCUGCAUCCAGUCCGGAUACCCAGCAUCCCACACCAACUUCCCCAAUGCGCUGUGUUGGAGAGACAGAGCAACCCUUCCUUCGCGGCGGAGCUCACAGGCGCACGAAUAUGCUGAUGUCGACCCGCUCAUCCUCUGGUAUCAUUGAUAACGGGGUCCCGAUCUGUGCAGAAAAUCUCACUGAAGAAAACGUAACGACAGAUCCCCCACUAGCCGUUUUCGCUGCCCUAACAGGUAGCAGAAGCAUUUCAUUGCCUGUUGCCGUCACUUUAUCAAGCGAAGAUGAAGGAGUAACUCUUGCACAUGACACCGAUACCGGAGGCAGUUGCCGCGAUAACUCCCGAAGACACACUUCUCAGAGUCGUUCAGCACAAAGAAAAAUGCAUUUUAAGUUGCCAGGACCUUCCUGUUAA
Toxoplasma gondii ME49 is the source of this 3075-nucleotide messenger RNA. RefSeq names its product leucine rich repeat-containing protein. NCBI's taxonomy places the organism in Eukaryota, Apicomplexa, Conoidasida, Eucoccidiorida, Sarcocystidae. Gene Ontology annotation, molecular function: protein binding. The record is from RefSeq and is a predicted model, not a curated record. Bases 1 to 3075 code for a protein of 1024 amino acids. The transcript has 5 exons. Gene Ontology annotation, cellular component: extracellular matrix.